UUGUCACCAAUAAAAAUAUCACAGGUUGUAGUCACGCGUCAUCGGUUGUAUUCUGCCCCACACCUGGAAACGCUGUGUGCCCCUGUGUUUUUUUCGAAAGUGCUUCACAAGGAAUCAGAAAUGUCACACUACGCCUCCGCAUCAAAGUCCUCCGAAGGUGACUUCGGAGGUGAUGAUGAUGACAUGGAGGAUGAUGAUGGAUAUGAUUUAAGUGAUUAUGAAGGUGAUAUGGACGGUGGCAUUACUGACCCCAGUGAAGCACCAACCACAAGUGCUGAUCGGCGUAGUGAGAACUACUCUUCCCGAUGCUCACUUCAUCAUGCCGAUAAGCCCAGCACUAGCCGACACAGAACCGAGUUUCGCCGUUUCCGAAAUGCCAGUGAACGCUUAACCGAGCACACUGAUGACAAUCGACGAGAUCAUCACAAUCACCUUGAACGCAAGAGAAGAGCCAGUAUUAAAGGGAGUUAUUGUGACCUCCGAGAAGCUAUCCCUAGUUUACGUGGUUCUAAAGCUUCAAGGGCUGUUACUCUCCAACGCGCAGCAGAGUAUAUUGAAUCUCUCAAGAAGUCGAACCAUGAACACUCGAUUUGUGUGGACGAAUUAAAUAGACAGAAUGAGCUUCUUGAACGCCAGGUUCAAGAUUUAUAUCGCAACUACCAACGCCUAGAGAAUGAUGAGUACGCUUUAACACAAGCGGUAGCUGCGGCUGGGGGUUCGAGCAAUGGUCAAUCGAGUCCGUUUAGUGCUCCUGCACCACCAACAUCGUUGCCUGUGGUUACUUCUGGAACCUCUUCCACAGGAAAUUCAACACCAACAGCAGCGCCUCUUGCAUUAAACGGAAGUAGCAGUGGAGGGAGCAAUAGUCUUUCUUCUGGUUUUACGGCCCCUGUUCGUGUGGUUUCUCAGCACAACCAGGCAUCGAAUAAUAGCAAUACGUCUUCACCUGAUGAUCCGCCGCCCAUCCCAUCUUCAGGCCUGGCUCAGUUAAGCUACGCAGCAAUGCAAUUACAGCAGCAGCAGUCUACGAGCUCUCCCACUACUUCUACGAAAUCCUCAGUAGUUACGAAAACGACGACGACGACCUCACAGGUGCCGCGACUUAUCACGCUUGAAACACCUAGUACUACCGGUGGUGCACGCAGUGGAGUUAUUCCCCAGCGUAUCCGUCUUUCAAACUCCCUCUCCACAACUAGUGGUGGCAGACCAAUUGUUGUGGUGCCCAGUGCGACCACAGGCACCUCUGCAACUCUCUCUGCUCUCGAUACAGCUGUGAUCAAAGCCAGAAAUGCUCCUAGACCUACUGGACAGGAUAAUCAGCAGCAGGUAAUUGUCGGUAGUAAUGUGGAGGUGGUUAGCUCCAACAAUACUACGACAACACAUACUGGGACAAAUCAACCGCGGCGUGUUGUGAUUGUCUCUGCACAGCAUCAUCAAGAGUUUCCUGCCAUUGCCACGUCUAAAUCGUCUCCUUCUAAUUAG
Molecule: messenger RNA, 1482 nt
Organism: Rodentolepis nana
Lineage: Eukaryota; Metazoa; Platyhelminthes; Cestoda; Cyclophyllidea; Hymenolepididae
Source: the annotation of a GenBank genome assembly